AAUAAAUGAAAUGAGAAAACAACGAUAGCAAAAAAGAAAGAAAAACUAACAUUGUGCAAUAGUGUCCCUAUUUCAGAACCACCAUCUCCCCCGAAAACCCCUCUUCGAUGAACGAAAAUAAAAAGAAAACAAAAAUCGAAGAGAAAACCCACAAAAUAAUGGUGGCUCGUAAAAAAGUGAAAUAUUGUUAAUUUAGUUAGUGUUGCGUAGAAGCAGCUCACUGUCACACUGUUUAAAAACGUUCUCUUUGUCGGUUGCUCGGUCGUCGGUCCGCGCACAACACCCAAUAAAGUAUGAGAUUAUCGCUGAGCUGUGAUUUCGUUUCAAGAUUUCAUUGAAAUGUUCAAUGUGUCUGUGUGUUAAAGUAAUGGAUCUGUGCGCCUCUCCACCUCCUCUCCAUCGCAAAACAACAAAAGAGCAAUGACCUGUGGCAUUUCAUUAGUCUGGAGCAGCUAACUAAAUUAAGUGAAAAGUGUAUUUUAUUAGAAACAUAAAAACGUGAGCGAUUUUUUAAUGACAGCUAAGAAAUAAUACACCAACCGCACUGAUUUGAAAGUGAAAGUGAAAAAAAUUUGUAUAGAAUUAGAAAUAAUAAUUAAUUAAUUGAAAUUCAAAACACAAACCGACAGCAUGGCUUGGAAAUUUCGAAAAACAAAAAUACAAGGACUGCAGAUAUUCUAUAUCUGCAUCCUCCUACUCUGUUGUUUUCUUACCCUCACAAUCGGAGAAGAUGAGGGUACAAGUACGGAAGCAACACCGGCGCCGCCAAAAUCUUCAUCACCGCCGCCAGUUGCCAAACAAACGCCAAAAAUAACAAAAUCACGAGUAUUACCAACGCGACGGCCAGCGGCUCCAACAACUACCGUCAGGACAACAACCACAACGACGACGACAACAACAACAACUUCCACAACGGAGGAUCCAACCCUUUUUGAAACCACAACCGCCUUCAGUGACAUCUGCAUGCAUGGCAUUCAAGCAAUUGUGCCAAAUUCAGAAGAAGAUUUGACCGUCAUCAAAUCCGAGGAGGAAUUUGUCCACACCAUAGAGGGCGACUUGAUGUUGAGUGUCAUGACCACAGAUCCGGUAUCGGCAAUGUUUGUCAUCAAUCGUUUGAAUGUGGCCAAUCUGUUGGAGGCUGAUUUUGAAAUUGGUAUUCGCGCCAUUGCCUUAAGCUCCGAUCACUUGCUAGAAAAUGUGCUCCUGCAAGAGAUCAAAUAUCAACAGCAAUGUCUCACUCAUGCCAUAGGAAUAUUUAUUGACUAUGACUACUACAAGGAGUUGGAAAGUCUUAUAAGUGACUUGGAAUAUAAUAUUUGGCCCAUACCUUCCAUUCGCCUGGACUUAUUUCCCAAGGUGGCCCAUUUACUGCAUCAAAUGCCUUGGGGUGAUAAAAUUGCCUCGGUGGAAAUUCUCACGGAAAAUCUAAAUGUCUACAAUGAUUUUAUGGAUGCAACAAGGAAGGAGGAGAUGUGCCUGAUGCACUUCAAGAGUGACAACAACAUUUACAUAUUGUUCGGAAACAAAAUGGUCUCUCACUUCAAGGAGAACGGGACGAUAUUUGCUGUGCCAACGGAGAGGGUUGAGCGACAUUUUAUAUUGGAUUUACCCAACAAAUCCUAUAUUCUAAUGGAAAAUGAGAUCGAUUUGCGUGUGGUCGAUAAGAAUAUAACCCAAAUGACUCUGGAUGAACCGCUGAUAGGAAAAACCAUACUUCCCUCGAGAGUGUUGGCCUUUGCCCGACCUAUUGUUGAGCUGGCACGAUGGCUGAAAUCUUCACUGACAAAGAACUGUAAACGUGUGGAGGAGUUCUUUUCGCUGGACACAUGUGGUCAAUUCCUCGAGUUUGUGGGCGAUUGGGAGAAGCCGGAAAAUCGUUUACCCGUACAUGAUACCGCCGAGCUGUUGGAUCUAAUGCGAAUGCGCCAUUUGGGCGCCAUGAUGAAUUUUCAAAUGUUUCAAAAGCAGGUGGAAGAUCUGACGCCACCUGUCAUCAUUUAUGAGGAGGACAAAAUGAAGCUAAGGGAAAUUGCUGCUCAGAAUUUUGUGACAAAUAUCACGACGUAUUAUCACUACAAUCGCGAUAACCACACCAGCCUGGAGUUGAAGACGAAAUUUGGUCAUGUCUUUACGUGUCAAUUUACGGCGGGGGAAAAUUCGAGGUACCCUUUUCUUUUCGAUGGAGAAUCGGUUAUGUUUUGGAGAAUAAAACCCGACACCUGGGUUGCCACCGGCAUGACGGCAGCAAUAUUGGGCCUCAUCUGCACCCUGGCCAUUUUGGUGUUUAUUGUGGUGCGGAUCUCUUUGGGUGAUGUGUUUGAGGGUAAUCCAGUGACAUCGAUUCUGCUGCUGCUCUCUUUGCUGCUAAUGUUUACCUCAUUUAUUCCGUUCUCCAUUGAGUAUGUGGGAGAGCAUCGCAACUCUCAUGUGACCAUUGAAGAUGCGGCAACGCUGAACACCCUGUGUGCGGUGAGGGUUUUCAUCCUGACCCUGGUAUAUUGUUUUGUAUUCUCUUUGCUGCUAUGUCGUUCGGUAAUGUUGGCCUCAAUUGGCUCAGAGGGAGGCUUUCUAUCACAUGUCAAUGGCUAUAUCCAGGCCGUGAUUUGUGUCUUCAGUAUUUUGGUGCAGCUGGGAAUGUCCAUCCAGUUGCUGGUUGGCAUGCACAUUGCCUCCGACAAGGUAUCCUGUGAGAACAUGUACUAUGGCCAUUGGAUGUUUGGUCUGUUGGCCUAUGAUAUGCUACUGCUACUGAGCAUCAUUGCUCUGGUGCCGUUUAUAUAUCGGUCACAGAGGAACUACAGAGAGGGAAUUCUAAUUGUCAUUGGUUCGGUACUGAUGUUGAUCAUUUGGAUUGUAUGGAUCACCCUGUCGUUCUUUGGCGACGAAAUGCGUGAUGCUGCCUUGCCUUUGGGUCUCCAGGCCUCAGGAUGGGCUAUACUUGUGGGUAUUCUGAUACCAAGGACAUUUUUGAUUGUGCGAGGCAUAGAACGAUCGGAUAUUGCCCAAGCCCUACCAUCGCUGACGUCCCUGGCCUUUGCCCAAAAUCAUCAAUACUCUUCGGAACAAAGUGUCUAUGAAUGUGUGAAUCCCGCCAUGCGUAACAUCUCCCAGGAUGAGUUACAUCACCAAUCGCCCAGUGAAAUUCCCACAUUACCCUUACGGGGAGGUGGUGGUCCCAGACGUCAACAGUUCUUUGCCAACUUGCGACAGGCCAAUGCCCACAUUGGAAAUCAGCGCCAGAAUACCACUCGAGUAAAUCGUGACAAUAGUCCCGCCCAUUCAGUGCAGGAAUCUCUGACACCCUCCGAUUCACCUGAAAGCAGUAAAAUUACCAGGUUUUAGAAUAUCCAAAACAAACCAAAAAAAUUAAAAUCCAGGAGAGAAAGAUUGGCAUAACGAAUGAGGUCCCUAAAAACAAAACGAAAAAUAAAAAUUAUGCUUCCAUCUACCAACAACAACAACACCAAUAUGGACCACAAGAAAUAAAAUUCAACAUCAAAAAUUCCCCAUUUUAGUCUUUAGUUUCUAAGAACGUGGAUAACGAACACUUUUUGAAAAUUGUCAAUUUUUUCAAAAUAUAUUUUUAAGUUUGCAACUUUAUUGGAAUACUUUUAAGACUAUUUUAUCUUAUUUUAGUUAUAAGUCCCAAAAAUUUGAAACUAUUCUAGUCAAAACCCAAAUACCUUGAAAGGAAAUUUUUGAAAGUAAAACCAAAAAACAC
This is a messenger RNA of Musca domestica (house fly), 3721 nucleotides long. It is a transcript of the gene boss, whose product is annotated as protein bride of sevenless. Lineage: Eukaryota; Metazoa; Arthropoda; Insecta; Diptera; Muscidae. The coding region runs from base 631 to 3342 and encodes 903 amino acids. The record is from RefSeq and is a predicted model, not a curated record. Gene Ontology annotation, biological process: G protein-coupled receptor signaling pathway; visual perception. Gene Ontology annotation, cellular component: membrane. The transcript has 6 exons. Gene Ontology annotation, molecular function: sevenless binding; adenylate cyclase inhibiting G protein-coupled glutamate receptor activity.